AUGGAUUUCACAGACACGCUAAUCAGAGCUCGAAUUCCAUUCCUGCUGAACUAUUAUGACAUCAAUAAUACAUUCCUGGACAUGUAUCCGGCGCUUGAUACUAGGCGGGCAGAAGCCACCAAGUCUCCUAGCCCGCCUUUGCUGAGUGAGCUUCCCAAUAUCCCCCCGGAGGUCGCGGAGUGCUACCUAGACGAAGACAACCUGUAUGAAGACGGCUUGGAUUAUUGUCCAUUCAUGUGGUUUGACAAUAUUGAGCUGGGCAACCAUGAGACGACUCACAGAGCUCCUGUUGGGCUCACAAAUCAUCAGGCCCACGAAAAUUUCGCGCAGCGCAGUCAAGAAGUGCUCCAAGAAUUGACGCCUUUUGCCAACUGCAGCUCGUCGAGGCUCCAUUUAGAGAAUGCCAUUGGCCAGGACUUAUUCUCGGCAGAGAAUAUGAGUGCUUUUGCACAUCUCUACGUGCAACAUUCCCACAGACAUUGCCCGAUCCUUCAUCUUCCAACCUUCCAAGCUCAACAUGCGACGGUGCCACUCCUGCUGGCCAUCUUCUUGGGAGGUUCGCUGCACUCUUAUCCCAGAGAUACCUACUACCUAGCUGUUGAUUGUUUUGACAUUGCCGAGGCAUAUUUGUUCAGCUUGCCAGUGUUCAAACCAGGAUACAAGAACCUCGCUCCCUCGGAGUUGCACAUGUCAGAGCGUCACGAAGCCCUGAAGGCCGCGGUCAUUUUGUUACAUCUGCAAAUUGGCCGAAAUGAUCCCGAGAUUCGGCAAAGGGUAAGAUACCAACGAUUCCCCAUGUUGGUGCAAGCUGCGCGAUCGGCAUCAUUGUUUUCGUCUAGGCACCAUGACAACUCGCCGCUGGCCGGAGCAAGGACGUCGGAUUAUCAGAAAGAAUCACUGAUCAGGACUGCUGCCUAUAUUUUGCUGCUUGACUCCCAGUUUGUUGUCUGCUUGCGCUCUCCUCCAAUGAUCACAAUACUAGAAUUAACUGGAGAUCUACCUUGCAACGAGGUCAUGUUUUCCCAUAGCUAUUCGUCAUCAUUGGCGAACACACCGCGUUCGCCUUCUCUCGUCGAGAUCAUAGAUCUUCUCAUGGAUGGUGCUUGGGAUGGACCGAGCAAUCCCUCAUUCAACAAUAUCGGGGUCUUUGGGCUCUUUAUAGUGAUAUCCGGGUUGCACCUGGUAAUCUUCUCAGCCUUUGCAAGCCGAACGAUGCAGCAACUUUUGCCUCCUUUGCAUAGAGCGUUGUCUAGAUGGAAGCUGUUAUGGGAGAGGCUGAUGUCCCGAAUCAGCAUAGAAGAGGUGGAGCUAGCUGGCUUCAUGACCUGUGCGAACGAAGUAUGGCUUAUAGCUAAGGUACUUCUACGGACUGACUCGCAGGAGUUCUUCAGUGGGUUUGAUAGUCAGUCGUUGCAACCGUUCAACUACCUGCUGAGACGUGUAAGCGAAGUGAGCGACCAGUGA
This is a messenger RNA of Penicillium samsonianum, 1464 nucleotides long. Its product is annotated as fungal specific transcription factor domain-containing protein. The coding region runs from base 1 to 1464 and encodes 487 amino acids. Gene Ontology annotation, biological process: DNA-templated transcription; regulation of transcription by RNA polymerase II. The transcript has 3 exons. NCBI's taxonomy places the organism in Eukaryota, Fungi, Ascomycota, Eurotiomycetes, Eurotiales, Aspergillaceae. The record is from RefSeq and is a predicted model, not a curated record. Gene Ontology annotation, cellular component: chromatin. Gene Ontology annotation, molecular function: RNA polymerase II cis-regulatory region sequence-specific DNA binding; zinc ion binding; DNA-binding transcription factor activity, RNA polymerase II-specific.